AGACUGACAGAGCGAGGCUGUAAGAUGCACUGUGGCUGAACUGGUAUCCACAUACAGCUGGAGUCAGGUAAGAGCUGCUGGAGGCUAGAUCGGUGACUGAAUUAGUCAGGUGGUGUAGGACAAUAGUGCGCUGUGGUCCCAGGGUUCAAUACUCUAAGAACAUCUGCGGAAGGACAAAUGAUUGGAGAGAGACACAGGAAUGGAGGCUUUCAGGUAUGACAAAAUCACGGAGUGAGCAAGAGUAAGAGACUGAAAGAGAAACCAGGGAAUAUACUGUGGAGGUGACGAAACCAGGAGUCAACCAAGACAGUGCUACCCAGGGAGCUCCAGAGGAAAAAAAAACAUCGGAAAUUCUUCAAAGGACUGUGAAGUCAACCACCUGUCUGCUAUGGCCUCUCUGGGGAUGCAGAUGCUGGCCAGCGCUCUUUGCCUCCUGGGUUGGGCAGGGGUAAUCAUCACCUGCAUUAUGCCCAUGUGGCGGGUCACAGCCUUCGUGGGCAGCACCAUUGUCACCUCUCAGACUAUCUGGGAGGGCAUCUGGAUGAGCUGUGUGGUGCAGAGCACAGGCCAGAUCCAGUGCAAACCGUACGAGUCUCUCCUCGCUCUCAGCUCUGACCUGCAGGCUGCCAGGGCUCUCACUGUCCUUGCCAUUGCUACAGGUGGCGUAGGUCUCAUACUGGCCUUCAUCGGAGGGAAGUGCACUCGCUUCCUGGAUGAAGAAGGAGGCGGGGCAAAGGGCAGAGUUGCUGUAGCAGCCGGGGCAGUGCUGAUCGCCACAGGGUUGCUGUGUUUGAUUCCCACGUCGUGGACAGCCGGGGCGGUGGUCAGGAAAUUCUACAGCGCCGCCUUGGACAGCCAGCGGAGAGAGAUCGGAGCCUGUCUGUACAUCGGCUGGGGAGCAUCCAUCCUGCUCGUCCUGGGAGGGGGGUUGUUCAUCAGCUCCGCCUGUCCCCUUAAAGCCCACAAUACAGACAAGAGCCCCUCCGUUCGCUAUCUUGUGGUCCACUCCUCCAACGGGUCCAGCCAGGGAGGCUCACAGCGCAGCAGGAUUCAUUCGACAAAAUCAGAGCCAUUCGGGCCGAUGUUCUCCAGGCCGCAAAGCAAUGAGGGGGCAUCAGUAAGGUCGCAGCCAAAAGGACUAACGUACACAAGGCCUCCCUGGGAGGACAGGCCUGGGGAGAACUCAAGGCAGGGGUCAGAAGUGGGCAGUAAGGCGCCGUCAACAAAGUCUCAGAUGAAGCGACCAGGGUCGACAAAGUCAGAGCAAAGCGAAGCACCGUCUACAAAGUCGCAGCUGAAACAGGCUGAGUCACAAGAAAGUUUAUCAGUCAAGUCCCAAGCUAGUGAGGAUGCAUCCUCCAAUGCAGCAAAGACAUAUCUAUGAACACACACGCUCAUCCAUGUACACACACACACGUGCGCGUGUGCACACGCACACGAACAAGCACGCUCACAUAUUGACUACAGAUACAUAACAAUACUAUGAAUUAUUUGGAUUUGUUAAUUAGUAUGUGUUUACUUAUUUUGUGAUAUUAAGUCAUGAAUGUAGUUAAUGUAGCUGAAAAAAUGAAGGAUGUACAUAUACUCUACUGCAGUUACCUAUUACAAGCAUAAGAUAUUGCUUUUGUGCUAUUGUCGUCAUGUUCUUUUGAAAGGGGAGCGGGGGAAA
Molecule: messenger RNA, 1669 nt
Organism: Myripristis murdjan (pinecone soldierfish)
Lineage: Eukaryota; Metazoa; Chordata; Actinopteri; Holocentriformes; Holocentridae
Product: claudin-4-like
Exons: 1
Coding region: 389-1384 (331 amino acids)
Cellular component (GO): bicellular tight junction; membrane
Molecular function (GO): structural molecule activity
Source: RefSeq, a predicted model, not a curated record